Lolium perenne is the source of this 2023-nucleotide messenger RNA. Its product is annotated as BTB/POZ and MATH domain-containing protein 2. Gene Ontology annotation, biological process: protein ubiquitination. Gene Ontology annotation, molecular function: protein binding. The record is from RefSeq and is a predicted model, not a curated record. Lineage: Eukaryota; Viridiplantae; Streptophyta; Magnoliopsida; Poales; Poaceae.
ACAUUUUGGCUGGCAAUUCUCAAACCCUCGCCGCCGCCGCUCGCCCAAACCCUCGUCUCCCGGUUGGAUCCCGCCGCCGGCCCACUACCCCCAGUCUCGCCGCUGUUCCCCACGCCCAGACCGCCUCGACGAUUUCCCCUCUCCCAUCGCCGCUGCACUUGAUCCCCACCCCACCCCAGAACUCCAGCAAUGGCAGCAUCGCAGCGGCCGACAAAAAGGUUAGAAUCGAGAUGCACCGCAGCGACGGAGAGAGCCACGCUCGCAUUCGAGAUCGUUGGGUACAGUCUGCAUAAGGGCAUGGGCGUCGGCAAAUUCAUCCAGUCCACACCAGUCUCUGUUGGCGGGUACGAAUGGUGCAUCCGCUACUACCCCGACGGAGAAAAAAACGCGGAGAAAAAGGACUGCGUCUCAGUCUUCCUGCAGCUCCUGAGCAAGGGCACCAAGGUAAGAGCCCUCUACGACUUUAGGUUGGUCAACCUGGCCAGCGGGCUGUCGUCGUCUGUGGUUUCCUGCUUGGAAUCACCGAAGGUAUUCAAUCCUCUGGAUACAACAUUUGCUUGGGGUAGUUGCAAUUUCAAGAAGUGGAGUGAGCUGGAGCAGUCAGCUUACCUGCAGCAUGAUCGUCUUGUAAUUGAGUGUGAUCUCACCGUAAUCAAGGAACCAAUUGUUGCUGAGACAGCCAUAACUACGAAGCUUCAGACGCCACCCUCAGACUUGUCAGACAAUUUUGGAAAACUUCUAGAGACAGCAGAGGAAGCAGAUGUGACAUUUGACGUUAAAGGAGAGGUUUUCCCUGCGCAUAAGAUUGUUCUUGCAACGAGAUCACCAGUCUUCAAGGCAGAGCUCUAUGGACCGAUGAGAGACAAACAGAGACUGAACAUAACUGUUGAAGAUAUCCAGCCUGCUGUUUUCAAGGCAUUACUUCACUUCAUCUACACGGAUUCAUUGCCUCCCAUGGACAGUCUUCAUGGCGACGAUAACAAAGACAUGGUCAAGCACUUACUUGUGGCUGCAGAUCGGUAUGCGAUGGAGAGGAUGAAGAUCGAAUGUGAAGCCAUUCUUUGCAAAAGUCUUGAUGUCGAGACUGUGGCAACCACGUUAGCUCUAGCUGAUCAGCAUCACUGCAGCGGGCUCAGAGAUGCUUGCGCUGAAUUUAUCGUGUCUUCAAAUAGAAUGGAUGAUGUUUUGGCAAGCCAGGCGUAUGCGCACUUGAAAAGAUCAUGCCCUGCUGUCGUAGUAGAUGUCUUGGAGAGGGCAACAAAGUCUCGCAAAAUUUAGUGUGCCCAUGCCAGGUUAAAUGUGAAAUAGUUAACUUAAUUGACAUAUAACCAUCACCACCUGAGAUGAAGUAGUCUGAUCCUUCACUUGUCAGUUUCUAGAGAUCUUUUGGAGGAGCAAUCAGCAACUAAGUAUUGCAAAUUUCAGUAUGCUUAUAUCGGAUUGUUUUGCUAGCUUCCCCAUGGUUACAGGAUACUUGCAUGUAGUGAACUACUGAUUGGAUGCCAUCUUAUAUGUGACUAUAAAUCUUCAUUAGUUCACCAAGUUUUUUUUUUGAACUUUUUUGUGAACUUCUACUGUUCUCUAAUUUAUACACGCUCUCUUUGAUUUCUUUCUUUUGAAAGGCGCGAAAUCUUUGAAUUCCUAUCGAUUACUUCUGAGUUUAUAUAUUUACUACCAUAGUGAGACAUUUGCAGGUGAAGAAUAACGAUAUUACAGUUAGAGAAAUUGGUAAGUUCAAAAUAGUUUUCAUACAUGAUUGGUUGGACCCACAAAGAUGCCAUAUGAAGGCGCUUAUUGACAAUGACAAUAUAUGUAGAAUUGGAUUUAAUAGAUGCAAUUUGUCUUUCUGUUCAUGCAUCGCAGUCGUAGGGGUGUUAUGGGCCUUAUGGGAAGGUAAGUGUGAGAUCAGGUUGAACAGACAUUAGAAGAUGCUAAGGGUGUCCAUGCAGCUUGAAAGAAAAAUUAUAAUUGCUUGUCUUAAGGGCCUUAUGGCUAGUUUGUAUAUUACCCAAAAAUUAUAUUU